This is a messenger RNA of Dinoponera quadriceps, 9691 nucleotides long. RefSeq lists its product as uncharacterized. Gene Ontology annotation, molecular function: tau-protein kinase activity; protein serine/threonine kinase activity; ATP binding. Gene Ontology annotation, biological process: microtubule cytoskeleton organization; intracellular signal transduction; protein phosphorylation. NCBI's taxonomy places the organism in Eukaryota, Metazoa, Arthropoda, Insecta, Hymenoptera, Formicidae. The record is from RefSeq and is a predicted model, not a curated record. The transcript has 13 exons. Gene Ontology annotation, cellular component: cytoplasm. The coding region runs from base 369 to 8372 and encodes 2667 amino acids.
UAAAGACGAUGGCAGCGGAGCUGUUCGUCGUGUCGUCGUCGUGCUCGUCAUCUCACGGAGCGCGUCCGGCAAAAUGAAGUGGAAAGACGCCGCGGGUCUCGCGAACGUCCAGAAAAAUCCGAAAAACGGCAUCGUACGGCCGGCACGCGACGAACAAUAGACCCGUACCGAGUGUGUGUGCGAGAGAAAUUACGGUGCGGUAGUCCUCGCUGGUGGACGAUAUUUCCUCGGGGAUCGCGAGGACGGACAGGGAACGACGACGAGAACGAAGAAGAGAGAAAGGAGCGAGAGAGGGAGGAAGAGAGAGAGAGAGAGAAAGAGGAUAAUCCGCGCUCCAGAGUUCACACCGUAAGAUAGGCACCGGCAAGAUGGUCGUCGGGGAGCCGAAUAUACACAACAUAAUGGGGGGGAUGGAGAGCACGGGUGGUGUGCGUCUUCAUAAUCACAAGCGGAAGCUAAAACAAAGAUUUGACAUCAUAAAGAAGCUGGGACAAGGCACUUACGGCAAAGUUCAAUUAGGAAUAAACAAGGAGACUGGCCAGGAAGUGGCGAUAAAGACGAUCAAGAAAUGCAAAAUCGACACGGAGGCCGAUCUGAUAAGGAUACGAAGGGAAAUACAAAUUAUGUCGAGUGUCCAACAUCCGAACAUCAUUCACAUUUACGAAGUUUUCGAAAACAGAGAAAAGAUGGUGCUGGUGAUGGAAUACGCAGCGGGCGGUGAGUUGUACGACUACUUGAGCGAACGCAAGGUUCUGAGCGAGCAGGAGGCCCGCAGAAUAUUCCGGCAGAUAGCCACCGCUGUUUUCUAUUGCCACAAACAUAAGAUCUGCCACAGAGACCUGAAGCUCGAGAAUAUCUUACUGGACCAAGUGGGAAACGCCAAGAUAGCCGAUUUUGGUCUCUCGAACGUGUUCGAUGAGCAACGAUUGUUGAGCACGUUCUGCGGCAGUCCAUUGUACGCCAGUCCGGAAAUAGUGAAAGGGACUCCUUAUCAUGGACCGGAAGUGGAUUGCUGGAGUUUAGGCGUCUUGCUCUACACAUUGGUUUACGGUGCUAUGCCCUUCGACGGGUCUAACUUCAAGCGACUAGUCAAACAGAUCUCACAAUCCGAUUAUUUCGAGCCGAAAAAACCAUCCCCCGCCUCGCCGCUCAUAAAAGAAAUGCUCACCGUGUGCCCCGGCAGACGCGCCGAUAUCGAAAGGAUCUGCACCCAUUGGUGGGUGAACGAGGGCUACGAGCAGAAUUGCCUCGACAUCGCCGAGGAUUUGGCAGCUCAGACACCCGUGCGGCUGGACCUGUUGCUGUCCUUGGUGCCACAGUCGGCCAGCGCUGAGAAACUACUCGUGGGCGAUCAACAGGCGGCCGGAGACGUCGCGAACAAUAUGUCCUCCGAGACCCUGGUGCCUACGAGGUGUCACUCGGUCGGUAGCUUGAUGGAGCUUGAUCAGAACAGCUCCGACAGAAGGAUAAGGGAGCUAUUUGACGAAGAGCCGAGAUCUUCCGCGGCCGGGGACGCUAAGAGGAAACUGGAGACGACGCCAUCGAUGGACGAGACUGCCGCGGCGGGCGUGAAGAGGAAAGAGAGGUCUAGGAGGAAGGAGAGGUCGGAUGAGAGAGAGCCCAGAGCAUACAGAUCCUCGUCGAGGCACCAUUCAGCACCGAUCCCGAAUUCUAUAUCGGAGGAGGCGAUGGAGGUGGAGCCCGCAGCAGGCGUGGUAACUGUUCCUAUGAGCAAGACCGUCGAUUUGGACAAAAUCGAAGGUGCGGCGGCUUGCUUGGAGCUGAUCGAAGAAUCAAAAGAGAGAUCGCUGAGCAAGGAGAGGAGCCAGACGCCGUUGGUGAACGAACACGAGGAGUCGCGCGAGCCGAUAUCGUCGUCCGCCGAAGGCGCUCGGCCGAUCUACGAGACUAAUCAAAAGGUCAGCAACGUGGAAGACAAGUUUCCACAAAAGUACACCAAGUCUCCCAGCAAGAGUCUCUGUGAAGACGUAAGCGGUAACGCUUCAGAGAGCUCGCGUAAUAAUAACAAUAAUAACAGUAGUAAUAAUAAUAAUAAAACAGCAGACAAGGCAACGUUGCCCAGCAAGAAGUCAGAGUCUGCUUUCGAUGCUUUCGAAUCAAAAGUGCCAAAUGAGAGUGACGCUAGUAGCACGAGGAACGAGGCGGUGUACUUACCGCGUGAUGCGCAGCAGCAGCACUCGGAGCCGACGGAGGGAGAUUUCAAGAAACUCAAAGAAAAGGCACUUUCCUUAGACUCCGAGCUGUCGAACGAGGCGGCGAGCGCGCCCGCCAAGCCCGUCGAGAGACGGCGCUCCAAGAUAUUCGAGACCGCGGAGAAGUUCAAUCAGCUGGCGUCCACCGCAGACAGCGAGAAACCCAAGAAGAUAUUUAUUCCCGGUGUCAACGUAGGGGGCGCGAAGCGAGCCUUUGAGCGGAAAGCCAGCCUCUCGUCCAUAACCGCUCCGCCGACCGCGAAAGCGAGCGCGUCCAAAGUUAUCAUCGAUGUACCAACGGAAAGCAAGAAGAGCGAGAAGGACGAGAAGCAACAGCAGCAGGUAACGAGCGAGCAGGCGACGGCAACCGACGACAAGUCGGAUAACAAGCGAGACGAGGCGAAGAAACGCGCCGUCGACAUCAUCACCGGCGCGAUCGGCAAGCCCCCGAUGCAGAGGAAGCCGAUGAACGGCUCGCCGCCGAUCUCCCCCCAGAGCCCGGACCCGAAGAAACUCGGGCUGAAGAUACAGGUCGCGCCGAACGACGUGAGAUCGGCCACCGUGUCGGUCUCCACGCCGGUCGAGACGAAGUUCGCGUUCGAGCCUAAGUCUUCAGCAGCACCCGAGGCAUCUAUAACUAGCACGUUCGACACGGCAGCUAGCGACAGGUCGCAAUUGGAGGAGCCUAAGAUGUCCAGUAAAAUGGAGAUAACGUUGAAGAGCGCGACUUUACCCAGACGAAAGACGAGCAAGGCCGAGAUCACGUUGUCCGGAACCAAGCCGCCUGAAACGGUGGCGUUUAAAUCCGAGGUGGAGGCUAAGAUCGAUGCUUUUCAGCCGCAGAAGCUGCGCACACAAAGAUCGGAGGUGGCAUUCCCGGUCGCCGCAGCGGUGCCUCAUGUCAAUAGGAGCUCGAGCUUGGAACCGGAGGGCCGACCUAAGGCUGCACCGCCAAAAGAGAGAAUCAUCCCUAUCCAGGUGGAGACCGGACCCGAGCACCCUCUUCAGCACUCGUCUACCCCGCCGCCUAAGCCGCCGAUGUCCCAACGAUCAAUGUCUCAACGAUCGAGUUCUCUAUCUCGCCAAUCGACAGCUGAUUCGGACACCGACAGCGCUCUCGGCUCCACUGUGGGCCCGGAACCUAUCAGGAAGAGCCCGCGGGAGUACAUAAUUCCCAUCGCCGUAGAAGGUGGUGGUUACGUGACACCCAGAUCGGGUAGCCUGGAGCCGGAGAGCAAGACCAGCACACCGACAAGCACGAACCCACCGAGGUCAAGAUUUGGUAGACCGAGGCGAAUGAGCUCUCUUCUAUCAGACGCUAGCGAGGACGAAUCACCAUUCUCUUCGUUACACAGCGAGGACUUGCUGCAAAGGCACAUGCACCGGUUGAGGAGCUCGCGACCGUCGAGACAGCCGUCCGAGCACGCCGACAGCUUGUCGUCAGGCGAGGACGACGACGACGACGGUUUCGAGUUGCUGACCGCUGAGAAUCUGUUUUCGACCUUACUGUCCAGAGUGCGAAGUCUCACGCAGCGACUCAAUGUCGAUGAUAAUCGACCGGGCGGUUUCCCGAGCAGCAGACUGUUCGGCCGGCUCGGCGCCCAACCGUCCCAGGCAUUCUGGGGCCUCAAUAAGCCGUUGUCCAGGCGGCUCUCCGAAUCGCAAUUUAAGCAUUCUCUGAGCCGUGAUGCGGAUAUAUUCUCGAAGAGGGAGCACACCGCCAGCACGUCGAACCCUGGAACGCCGAGCAGCCCCGGAUCGCGCGGCACUCCCUCCAGGGAAAGUGUCUUCGAGAUCGGGAGCAAUACGUUGCCGAGAGAUAAAGUAGAAACACACGAAGACGUAGAAGCGGAGAAGACGGCGCAAAUCAGGAAAGAGACGCAGGAGUCGCUGGAGCAGAGCUUCACCCCGAGCUUGGCGCGCCGACUGAGCAGGCAGCUGAUCGAGCAGACCCGGCAGUCGUUGCCGCGCGACAAGUACUACCAGUCGCCGACGCGGGAGACCCUGAUGGCUUCCGCCUGCGGCGAGCUGGCGAAGCGUCACUCCGCGACGUCCGACCAGACCGAGUACCGGGGCCGGUCGCUCGAUCGCGGCAUCAGACGCACCAACAGCCUGCUGGAGCCGGCCAGGCAGUUGGAGCGGCACUCGCCGCGACGGAGCAUCAGCCUGUUGGACGACCACGAGGAGCACGGGCUGCUGCCGCGGCACAUCAUGACGCUCGGUCGCAAGUACAAGGAGUCGGCGGCCAAGUCGAACGGCGCUCGGCGCGACACCUUCUACAGGACGACGGACAAGAUCCAGGAGGAGCCGGCGAUCGACGACGCGGCGUGCCGCGACGAGGAGCAAGCCGACGCCGACGGUAACGUGGAGAACGGCUCCGCGUCGGAGUCCGUCUCCGUGUGCAACUCGAACGCGAACCUCAUGGACACCACCACGACGUCCAGCGUGUCGGCCAAGUCCUGCGAGACCUCGCCGACGGAGUCGUCGUCGAACCUGGGCGACUACGGCAAGUCCUUCUCCAAGCCCGACGGGUCUUCGCGCAGCUUCGAGACCCGGCUGCUGGCCGCGGAGAACCUCAUCAAAGAGUCCAAGCUGAAGAAUUUCACGCCGCACAGGUUCAACCCGAACCUUGUCUCCAGCUACAAGGACACGGACAAGUGCGACAAGGAGGCGCUCAUCACCAGCGCCGCGGAGCAGCCGGGCAAUUCCGUCGCGUCCAAGAGACGCAGCUGCAUCCCGAGCCUGCGGCUGCGUUCCGGCUCGUUGACGAGAGAGUCGAGCCUCAGCUCGGACCGCAGGAAGUCCUUCGCAGGCUCGCCGGACGCCGGCGCGAGUCAAGAGCGAUCGAUACUCAGCAAGUUCUUCCGAGCCGCCGGCGGCGGCAAUAACAAAGACGAGCCGAAGGACAGUAAGGACGGCAAAGGUCCGAAGCCGAAGCAGCACCGGAUCUCGCGCUUCCUGCGGCCGGACUUCUUCGACACGCCGCGAGAGGAGAGCCAGUACGUGAAGGAGAAGGAGGCGCAGAAGGCGGCGGAGAACGAGCGGCGCAAGUCGCGGUUCAUGAGGCGCAAGAGCGAGAGCAAGGAGGAGAGGAGCUGCAAGGAGCGCAAGGACGAGAUGAACGCGCUGCAGAAGGACAAGCUGGAGGCAGCCGCGUCGUCGUCGGAGGACAAGGAGCGCGCGAAGAUCGAGCGGCAAGGCUCCAAGAGCAGCUUCCUCCACCUGCUGGAGAGAAAGCUGGAGCGACUGCGUUCGAGCGACGAGCCGACGACGAAGCAGCCGACGAUGAACGGCGCCGUCCCGACCGGGGAACGGAAAGAGCGCGGACUCCGCGAGAAUUCCGCACCGCCCGUCGAGUGCCCGUCGCUGAGCAUGCCGAUGUCCGACUCGCUGAAGCGAGCGUUGAGCGUGGAGGAUCUGUCGUUGGGCAAGGGCAAGGUGAAGGGCGCGUCGAAGACGGCUGGACGGGUGACGUCGGUGUUGGGUAUCUUCAAGAGCGCGGACGCCAAGCAGAACGGCGGCGGCCGUGCGCAGAGCACGAUCGUCAACAAGCUGAAGAGGAGUCCGCCUAAAUGCGCGAAGGUCGAGUCGGAGGAGGAUGCGGCGAGCAAGAUACCGACCAAGUUCGCGACCGGUAAAGCUACCAAGAGCAAGGUGCCGGAGAGCAAGAGGUCGCCCGAGAAGAUCGUGAGCGAGUACAAGCGAUCGCCGCCGAAGGAGAAGCCGAAGGAGCUGAUCUCUAAGGAGAAGAAGCCCCCGAUGGAGAAGCAACCGAGGGAGACGAAGAAGACGCCGGAGAAGGUCGCGCAGUCCGACUCGUCGUCGUCCUCGUUCGUGGAGAAGAAGCCGGCAGCUCCGCUGCCGAGGAAAUUGUCCGGUGAGGCGGAGUCCCCGCAGAGGGACAACAAGCACGCGGAGCCGAUCGUGAGCGGCGAGGACAAGAAGCUGAUGAAGACCAAGAAGAACAUCAGCUCGUUGAGCAAGAACGAGUCCGCCACGAAGGUCGACAAAAUCGACGACCCGGACAAGAAGACGAAGAAGCUGGCGAAGCCGAAGGAAGCUGCAGACAAAGAGGAGCUCAACGGCACCAAGAAGAAGAAGAUAGUGCGCGUCGUGAGGAAGGUCGUGAAGAAGACAUCCGACAGCUCCGAGAGCAAGUCCGACGAGAAGGAGAGGAUGUCGAGGCCGCCGUUGCUGAAGAAGAGAAUCGCGACGACGAAGAAGGAGAAGAGUCCCGAAGGCUCUGCGCAGAGCUCGAUCAGAGGGAGUAACAUCGACGACCAGCUUUCGCCCGUGAAAUCUCUCCCGAGGCAGACGGAGCCCGCGAACGUUCCUCCUCCGUCGCGAGAGGCUCCAUCCGCGAGACCAGGUUACUCCGAAUAUUCCGCACAGAAUACGACGUUGAAGAACGAUACCAUGACGAGCAACACUUCACCGAGUAAGUCCAACGCGAAGGCGACAGCGGUCGACACGCCGCAGACGAACUCCGUUCUCCAGAACGCGCAGAGUCCGUCGACCCAGAACUCCUCCGUGGCUCGGAACGCCCCGAACCCCAGCGUCGGCCAGAUCAAGGCCCCGGAACAGCUCCGGCCGAGCAGGGCGGGCCUGAAGCUCGACUUGUCCAAGAUACCGCAACACACGUUCCGGCACACGACCCCGAAGAGAGACUCGCCCAAGUCCGAGUCGCCCCGGGCGAAUUCCGUCGCGUGCCACGUCGGCUCGCCCAAGACAGACGUCCCCGAGAGCGGCGCCGACAAGCUGAUGGAGUGCCUCUCGAAGAUGACGCAUCACGCUAACAUCACUGGCAACAAGAUCGUCAUCGACAAGCCGCUGCGCGCGAAGGACGUGGCCGAGCUGAAGCGAGAGGUCACCGAGUGCGCCAGGGUCAUAGAGAACCACAUAGAGUCGCGGAACGAGCGCGCCAGUCCGCGAACCAUCGUCGAGGACGUCGACUCGGGUAAGCCGGCGGACGUCGAGAAGAAGCCGCGAGAUACCCCGACGGCUGCUCCCGGGGAGAUCGGUGAGACGGACGUCGUCAAGGUGGCGAAGGAGUCGACGGAGGACAGCAUCAGCGAGAUGUUCUCGCCCGAGGAGCCCGAGAGCUUCGACUCCUGGUCGAUCUGCUCGGCCGACCUGAAUCACAAUCGCGGCGACCUGAACUCGCCGCUCUUGCACUCGCCGACGUCGCCCUCGUACUCCCUGCUCGCGCGUGGCGACAGCUCGGAGUCCAUUAUUGACCGGAUACGAAGGCGUAGCUUCUACUCGAGGUUCAACGACCGCAAGAGACCGUCCUUGACCGCCCCGCCGCCCGGGAUAAGCAGCGUGACUCUACCCAGGAGGUCCAGCUUCAACAGCUCCAGGGAGUGGGCGCGCAACAGAUUGUACGGCUACGGAAUGCCGAGGACGAGGGCGGACAAGAGUUACGGUCUAUACGGUGACGAUGUGACCAGCAGGAGGUCGCCGGUCGAGCGAGAGAGAUACAGCGAAUCCUUGAACACGACGUCGUCGUCGUACGGUCAUCACAGUCCGGAGGCGCGGUCCGUCUUCGACCAUUACGGCAGCUUGCCGUCCUCCUCGCACGAUUCCCUGAGGAGAUACGUGAGGUCGCCGACGUUGGACCUCGCCACUGCUCGCGCCAAGUACCACAGCACGGACAUCAUCGCCGACAACGACAUCGUGGGCUCGUACAAGAGUUCCUUGUCAAGGUCCUCUCUCAACGAUACCUCUCUCGCGGACUCCUACUGCGGCAGGAGCGUCUCGGCGACCUUGCCGAGGAAAUACGGCUCCACCGUCGGCAGCCUGGCGCCGAAGAGCGUGGAGUAUUACGAGGAGAUCCUGUCGCCGAGCAACGCCGAUUACCUGUCGCCGCGCGACACUUGCAAGUCGCCACUGUUGGACGGUUACCUGAGCAGGUACGAGAACGGGUAUCACCAUAACGGCAACCUCGAUCUGCCGCACUACAAUGCGGACAAGCAGAGGUCCUACAUGGAUAAGAUGGCGGACGUGGAACUCGGUGAGGGAAACAGCAGAUUGCUCGGUGAGCAGAAAAGAAACAUAAAGCAACGUCUCAGCGAAGCGAGGGAUACGUCUUCGACGGCUGCGGAUAUCCUGUCGAAUUUGUCCGCCGAGCAGAAUCAGUAUCUUUCGGACGGAAAGUAACUUAAGGAUGUAAGGAUAAUACCGAACGCGUCUUACUACUGUAGCGAUUUUAUAAUACGGAUAUAUAUCGAUGAACCGCAUCCGAAUGUCUCGCGCUAUCUUUAUCAUGGCGGUGAUAAUAGUCAGCGACGGCAAUGAGAGAGAGAGAGAGAAGGGAAGAGGAUCGUUAAACGACUCUGAGACAUAUCUGUGGUCAGCUACGUUAUUCGUUGCGAUACAGAACCACACAUCUCUGAGACAUAUCGUUAUAUCGAGGUACGUCCCUGAAAAGUUUCAGCACUAUUGUUUUAGAUACACGUUUCCCAAUCCUUUCCGAACCGGUGAUUCUAGUCCGAAUAUCGUCUGUUACGUCUGUGUGAAUUGUUUCACCUAAAACGCAAAAUUGAACAGAAAACUCAGGACGAUCUUCCUUUCGCCGUCCCGGAUCGGGAAGGAUUAGGAUUCACAGAAGAAUCGAGAAAGUCAAUUUUUUAUCGAGAAAUUUACUUUGAAAUUUCUCAGCGUCUCGUCGGUAGCGGAAGACGAUCCGCGUCGAAGAUACGCGCGUCUUCUCCGUCUGUCUGAACUGUGAGAAUCUCUGGCUCCAAUAUUUAUAGAGAUAUAAAUAUAAAAGUCGGCAGCUAACUAUAGCAAAGAGAAUAACGUCGGGCGUUUCGCGUCUCGCUCGAUGCUGCAAGUCAGACACCCGUCGUUAAACCCACGAACCGCGUCGUUUUGAAUCUCGCGUUUGACGUCACUCUCACUUCGUCGGUCUAACUCGCGAUCGAAAGCGUGUCGACUGCUUUAAUGAGUUGAAAUCGUGUGCACUCGUAGCUGUUUUCGAUUUUCUUGAGGAGAGAAAAAAAAAGUUAUACCGGUUGGCUCGUCAGCCCGCACCUAUUGCCAUAAUUGUGUUCACGGUGUGUCGCGAAUGAAAAUGAUUUCUAGAUUUCUCGUAGAGCUCUGUAAGUAAAGCGAAUCUUCCAAAGCAAGCCCACGUCGUGAGCGAAUCGUCGACGGCGUGGUCGGCGAGCAACGACGAACCGUUCGAAGUAGCGUGACGCUUUAGAGACGCAAUGCCAGACUCAGUGCAGAGGAAAAAAAACAACGAGUGGCGCUUUAGUUCCUUAUACUACUACGAGUAUCGCCUUAUAUUUAUGAGAACAAUUUCUGGUUGGAUCGAUCGGAGAUCACGAAGGAGAAAGAGGGGAGGGGAGGGAGGUGAAACAACGAUGUUACCGGCCUGGGAAACCUCUGACUGAUCAGCCACGGUCUUCCGCUUGUUAUGUAUGUGUUUUCUAUUGAUAUACAUAUUUUAAAAUAAAUAUCAAUACUUCAAG